This is a messenger RNA of Synchiropus splendidus (mandarinfish), 2434 nucleotides long. It is a transcript of the gene btr01, whose product is annotated as bloodthirsty-related gene family, member 1. Gene Ontology annotation, molecular function: protein binding; zinc ion binding. The transcript is spliced from 11 exons. The coding region runs from base 115 to 1902 and encodes 595 amino acids. NCBI's taxonomy places the organism in Eukaryota, Metazoa, Chordata, Actinopteri, Syngnathiformes, Callionymidae. The record is from RefSeq and is a predicted model, not a curated record.
CAGAAAGCGAAGGUGGGAAAAACAAACCGGAAGAAGGAAGCAACAGACACAAUCCAGGAUUCGAGCGAGGAGAACGUAGCGGAGUGAGUCGGCAGAUCCCAGUCCACUUCGGCCAUGGCUCUUCCCACCGCGUUCUUGUCUGCAGACCAGUUUACCUGCUCCAUCUGCCUGGACGUGUUCAACAACCCUGUGUCGACGCCCUGUGGACACAGUUUCUGCCAGACUUGCAUCUCCUCCUACUGGGAUUCUGCAGCAGGCAACAAGACCUACCAGUGCCCCCUCUGCAAGGAGUCCUUCCGGAAGAGACCCGAGCUGCAUAUCAACCGGACACUGAAGGAAAUCACUGAGCAGUUUGUGAAGAUUGCCAACUCCGGUUUGGUCAACAGCGCAGGUGAAAGAGGAGGGACGGAGGAGUCGCACCACCACAUUCAGAGUCAGCCGCUGCUGGCGUCCUCUCCAAGACACGGGGAGAUGCCGGACAGCGUCUUUGCCGAGAUGAUGACUCGGUUUCAGCAUAUGCCGACCGCAGCUGGCCAGCCCUCUGACCCUCGUCGAAUGAAAGGUCAAGCUUCCGUCAGUCAUGAGGAACACCCGGACUUGCCUCCAUCCUACUCAGCGGUUCGCAGGUACACCGUCAGUGCUGCCAGUGACUCCAGCUUCAAGUUUCCGCCCUGUCCGAUUCACGUGAGAGGUCUGGAGUACUACUGUCGGGAAGACAACGUUUUCGUGUGCAACCUGUGUGCAGAGUCCGACCACCGAGGGCACAGCAUCGUUCCCACCAGGAGAGAGUGGAACAUCAAGAAGUCCCAUCUGUCCAUCACAGCAGAGGCGGUGAAAGAGCUCAUCAGUGAGCGGGAAAGGAAAAUCGAGGAGAUACGAACUUCCUUGCGAGACAUCCAGGCCGCUGCAGAGCGAGAGACCGAUGGGACGGUGUGUAUGUUUUCCAAGCUGAUCUCUAGUGUGGAGCGCUGCCAGGCGGACAUUUUGGAGAUGAUUGAGAUGAGUCGCCGCGCAUCGGAACACAAGGCUCAGGUUCUUUUGAAAGAUCUUGACGAAGAAUUAGCGGAGCUGAAGAAAAGGAGCUCAGCUCUGAGUCAGCUCCUCCUGUCGGAAGACUACUUGCUGUUUUUCAGGACGUUCCCUGCCGUCUCUGCGAAUCCCCCGGUGAAGGACAGAUCGGACGUGUCUUUGUCCUCACCGCUCACCUCUGGAGCCAUCCUGAGAUCUGUCUCUCAGACCAUGGAACGCUUUCAGGACGAACUGCGAAAACUUCCUGAAGUCUGCCAGCAAGUGUCAUCCCAGCAGUCUGUUCCCAAAGCAAACCCAAAGGUCCGCAGAGUGCAGGAAUAUGCAGAUGACAUCACACUAGACCCCAACACGGCCCACCCCCGUCUGGUGGUGUCACCAGAUGGGAAGCAGGUGUACUGCGGCGAGCGCCAUCAGGCCGUACCUGACAACCCUGAGCGUUUUGACCGGGUGGUGUGCGUCCUGGCUCGUGAGGGCUUUAGUUCAGGGCGGCAUUACUGGGAGGUGGAGGUUGGAAGUAAAACUGACUGGGAUCUCGGAGUGGCCAGUCGGUCCAUCAGCAGGAAAGGAAAAAUCACUGUGAGUCCGGCUCAUGGGUACUGGUUCCUCAGCCUGAGGGAUCGGACCGACUUUGCGUUUCGAACGGAACCUUCGACCAACCUGACGGUGAACCAGAGACCCACACGUAUCGGGAUUUACGUGGACUGUGACAAAGGUCUGGUCUCCUUCUACAACGUGGACGCCAGGAUGCUGAUCUAUACGUUCAAUGACACUUUCCACAACACCAUCCACCCUUUCUUCAGCCCCUGCACCAAUAAGUCGGGCAGGAACGAAGCCCCUCUGAUCAUCUGUCCUGUUGCCAUGACGCAGAUUUAACUCAUUGAAACCAGACUGAAAUUAACUUCCUGUCCUGAUCCUGAUAAUCAAUGACCCAUGUUAACUGUAGCUGACGUCAAUAUAGGGGUUUCGGGUUGUUUGGAGGCGUUUAACUGUGAAAUCAUGAAGAAUAAAUUUGACCUUUUCUGAUUGAAUUAACCCCGUCACUCCGCUGGAGUCUGGUCCCGCAGGCAAUACAGAGGGCUCCGCUGCAGGUUUGAGUCUCUCCUGGGUGACUGAGGGAGUAAGGAGAGGCUUCCACAGCGAAUGAGUUUUCCACUCAUCUUUAUUCCACAAGUAACUGGUGCUAGAUCUGCUGUCUCUACAUGGAUUUAAACAAUGUGGUUACCUCGAUAGUUUGGACAGUCUUUGGCCCAUGACGGUGUCAACGUUCAGUCAAGUCAUGAAUAGCUAAAGAGAAUGUGCCCUGAUGAAAGAUUGUGUUGACGCCCGGCACUCAAAUGUGUUCGCAGCUACCAUUGGCACAUGUUGAUAUAGCUCUCUCUCUCUCUCUCUCCCCCUGCUCGACUGA